This is a messenger RNA of Morus notabilis, 888 nucleotides long. RefSeq names its product E3 ubiquitin-protein ligase RHA2A. Gene Ontology annotation, molecular function: zinc ion binding. The record is from RefSeq and is a predicted model, not a curated record. NCBI's taxonomy places the organism in Eukaryota, Viridiplantae, Streptophyta, Magnoliopsida, Rosales, Moraceae. The transcript has a single exon. The coding region runs from base 18 to 593 and encodes 191 amino acids.
AUAUAAGGAAAAAAGAAAUGAGUCCCUCACAAAUGUUCUACAUUCUAACUUGCUUUUCCCUUCAAUUUCUAUGUGACAGCUUUCUCAAGCUCAAGACCAGUACUUCUACUCUUCCCUUAACCAUAUGGAAUUACAUGGCUCCAACUCUAACCAACCUGAAAUGGGCCUUUGACACCCUCCUCUACAACCCGUUUUCUUUCUCUGCUCCUGAUCGCCUCUACGACAACAUUCAGAAAACCGGCACCGGGGAACUCAUCCGAAUAACCCGGUACGAGCGCAAUCCCAUGGAAGGAGAGCAAUGCUCCGCAGAAAAUGCAGAGCAGUGCGCGGUUUGCCUCGGCCAGGUUCAAGAGGGAGAGGAAAUAGGAGAGCUGAGAUGUUCCCACGUUUUUCACCUGCUCUGCUUAGAAAGAUGGGUUCAAUUUAAACACAAGACAUGUCCCCUUUGCCGUGGCUCUCUAGCUGCUCCGCCGCUCAAUGCUGCCGCCGCCGCGGCCGCCGGCGUAGCGGAUUUUGGAGUUGAAGUUCUCUUCUUCAAGUUUUGCUCUUUCGGUUCUAAUGAUGAUGAACGUGAUUCAUGGUGGCUGCGGUGAUUAAUACAAAUUAGAGUCGCACGUGUGUAGUUGAUAUGCAAUAAGAACAAACAAACGUAUGUAGUAUAUGUAAUGUAAUAAAUUGAGUGGGCUUAGGAAGAUGGUGGAAUUCUUUCUUUCUUUUGAUUUACAAAAAAGAAAGAGGGAGAGGACUUUUCCUUUAUCUGCGGAAGCAGAAAAAGGGAAAAGUGUAUCAAAGUUUCCAUCUACACUCAUCUUUUGCUAGUAAUAAUUGGUUAGUAAGGAUAAUAUAAUUUUUGUUUGCUGAUCGUGUAAGGAUACUAUUAUUUGUGUA